AUGCUUCACAGUCUUGCAAUCUCAAGCCUUGUUGCGCUGACCACGGCGCUCGCCGUCGACAAACCCCUUGACGUGUGCGGUACACCACCGCCGAGCGAGGGGCUCGUCGACGCCGUCAAGGAGUUCCGUCUCCAGGAGCAGGAACUUCGCACACAAGGCCUCGUCGCCCAAGCCAAUGUUGUUGUAGACACCUACAUCCACAUUAUAUCCUCGGAUGGGACCCCGCAAGGAGGGAAUGUGUCUGACGACAUUGUCCGAAGGCAGAUUGACGUGCUUAACCAGGGCCUGUCCGGCACCGGCUUCUCCGUCACCCUCAAGGGCGUUGACAGGACCGUCAACGCCGCCUGGGCCAACGACAGAAGCGAGGUCGCAAUGAAGAGGGAGCUGCGCAAGGGCUCCUACAAGGACCUGAACCUCUACUACCUCAACGCGCCCCAGGGCAGCGCCAGCAUCGGAGGCUACUGCUACUUCCCCGUGCAGGGCGCCCGCCCGGGAUCCGACAGCUUCAUCAGAGACGGCUGCGUCAUGCAGUUCGGCAGCAUGCCCGGGGGCAGCCUUGGCAGCAACAACCUAGGAAAGGUCACGGUGCACGAGGUCGGCCACUGGUUUGGCUUGUUCCACACGUUUCAGGGCGGCUGCGAGGCUUCCUCUGGCGGCGACCAGGUUGACGACACGCCUGCCCACGUCGCACCUCGCACUGCGUCCGACUAUCAGUGUCCCGCCAACUCCAACAUUGAUACCUGCCCGUCGCUGCCUGGUUCGGACCCCUUGCACAACUACAUGAGCUACAGACAGGAGUAA
Molecule: messenger RNA, 801 nt
Organism: Metarhizium brunneum ARSEF 3297
Lineage: Eukaryota; Fungi; Ascomycota; Sordariomycetes; Hypocreales; Clavicipitaceae
Molecular function (GO): metallopeptidase activity
Source: RefSeq, a predicted model, not a curated record